AUGCCUGUUUCUACGGUGCCGUUGCCAUCUAGGAUAGCCUUGCUGGUUCAUUCACACUUUGAUGCAUUGCCAGCGCGCAAUAAACCAAAUGUUUUUGAUGAUGGCUCAAGAGAAUGGAUUCCAUUGACUGGAAUUGUGGCUGUCAAAGGAGAAAAUACCCCAUUGGAAAGUUUGACAUGUUUAGCCAUCACGAGCGGGGCAAAAUGCUUAUCGGCAUCCCAGAUACCUGGCUGUCAAGGCCUUGUCUUGCAUGAUUGCCACGCGGAGAUUUUGGCCAUUCGCGCCUUCAACUACUGGCUCUUGACUGAAUGUCGAGGCAUGUUUGACAGCCAAAUAUCAAACUCAGAAUCGAAAAGCUCUAUCACCGAGUCACCUUUCAUACGAAGAAGAGAUAUGAAAGACCAAGUGGAAAAAUCAGCAAUAGAUUGGCCACCCUUUGAGAUCCAACCUGACGUCAAGUUCUAUAUGUACUGCACCUGCGCCCCGUGUGGCGAUGGAAGUAUGGAGCUAUGUAUGGACUCACAAGAAGACGCAACACCAUGGGAGGUAAGACGGGAAGUUCAUAUAAAUUCUGAUAUUCAACAAGAUGACACACUUGCCGAAGGCGAUAUGCUAGAUGGUCGAGCGCACUUUUCCCUUCUUGGUGUUGUUCGUCGCAAGCCAGCACGGAUGGACGCAGAAUCCACUCGAAGCAAAUCUUGCUCUGACAAGCUAGCUCUGAGGCAGGUCUCUUCCUUGCUCUCUUGUCAGACCAGUCGCUUCAUUGCUCCUACCUCAAAUGCAUACUUUGCCGGUCUCGUUCUUCCUGAGGAUGAAAUCAGCCACGUCGCUUGCGAGAGAGCGUUUGGGGAGAAUGGUAGAAUGAGAGAUCUCAAGGGUCGGUCUUGGCCUGGUCAAAUAUCCAGUGAGAAGACUCAGAGUCAAACUGGCUACCAGUUCCGCCCAUUUAAUAUUCUGUCUGUAGCUGCGGAGGAGAUUGCUCUACUCUGGAAAUUUGCGAAGCCUAAGACAGGUACACCACAGAAUGCAAACUUAAUAGAAGAAAGCAGUGAUUCGACCAGCCAGACAGUCUUACCCAAGAAAAGAAGACCUGGUAAUGUCAGUACAGUGUGGGCAGCCGCAUCAUCGUACCCGCAUGUCAGCUUGUUGUUACCUGGAAGUACGCAGUUACCUACGCUGUUUCGUUCAAAGACUGGACUUUACGAAACUAUCAUAAAUGGCGUGAAGCAGGGAAACAAGGCAUUUUCAGGCGGCCAAAGAGGUGCCUCGUCACUUUCUCGUGCCAGGCUAUGGAAUUUUCUCAGAGAAACCGUCGAUUCUGAGGGAUAUAAGAAAUAUUUGAAGGAUACUCAAGUUCAGAACCAGCUAGUUGAAUCAGUUCCUGCUCAAGAGCUUCACGGGUUCCUUGCCAAGCAGCAAAUUAGCAAAGCGAAUUCAUACGCAGAGCUGAAGCAAGCGGGGACUGAUUGGGCAGAUCCUCUCCAAGUGCGUGAAGAGGUUCUACGGGAUGCUAAGAAAGUCCUCAAGGGAUGGGUUCCCAACACAGGCGAUGAGGGCUGGGACCUAACGGUUCUCAAUAGUACUACAAGUAGUAGUAAAAAACGAAAGAUUGGUCUAUAA
This is a messenger RNA of Penicillium taxi, 1620 nucleotides long. RefSeq names its product tRNA-specific adenosine deaminase. The transcript is spliced from 3 exons. The record is from RefSeq and is a predicted model, not a curated record. NCBI's taxonomy places the organism in Eukaryota, Fungi, Ascomycota, Eurotiomycetes, Eurotiales, Aspergillaceae. Gene Ontology annotation, molecular function: RNA binding; tRNA-specific adenosine-37 deaminase activity. The coding region runs from base 1 to 1620 and encodes 539 amino acids. Gene Ontology annotation, biological process: tRNA wobble adenosine to inosine editing.